AGUCUUCAUCAUCUGACACACCACACAGGGGCAACCCGGUAAAUGAAAGAAGAGGAGAAAAAUGCAGUGGACUAGACUUGGAUUACAUGGAUUAUUGAUACCAUGGCCUUGAAGUGACAGGUGAAAGAUUUGCCAUGGUGGAGGCUGGGUUGAUGACUAUAAGAACAAAAACUAAUAAGGAGGGAGGAAUGGUUCAGUCAGAUGUGAUCGCUGGUGGCCAGAUAGCUUAAUUAGACUUUAGUUGUGAUUUUUGAAGAAAUUUAUCAAACUAGUACCCCAAGGUCGAUGUUAAUGCAAUCCUUAGGAGGAGCAGGAAAACUUUUGCUAUGCAUGAGGAUUGGCUGACAGAAAUCCAGAACCGAGAGGGCUUAAUUCUACUGUUUGUCAACUACACAUUCUUCUCCAUUGUUUCUCUGGUCUGCCUAUUGUUUGUACUAUGUCUUACACAUACAACUUCUCCUCCAAGUGACAUCAUGUACUCCAUAUCAUUUAUUGCCAAUAGCUUUGUGCUGAUCAACAUAUUGUUGGCUGAGUAUGUUGUGUAUACCAUAAACUCUCAUAGAGAAAUCAAAGUUAUGUGAUAAAUAUUCAUAAAACAUUGAAGUUUUCAUCACUGAAAAUAUCUCGAAAAGUGAGGUGGACGUAGAAAAAUAAUACAAGACUAUGUCCUCCUCCAAGAAUAUCAAACAGAUGAUUCGGAACAUCAGCGCCGGAGUGAUUCAGAUUGGAAGUCAGGAAACGGCUGAACCCAGUGAAUCAUUUCCAGGGGACAUAACUCCACUGAGUCCAUCAUCCAAAUUUACAGAAUCUAAAAUUGACAUCCCAGGACAGAAUUUGAUCAAAUACAUGGUUUUGUCUCACUGGGACAACAUUCUAGGACCAAGAGUCGUUCAUGUGUGGAACAUGGGAUCCGGUUCACUGGAUUUGAGUUUGCUUUCACGGAUCAGUAGUCAGGGUUUGAGUGGCGAGAUCUGUCGAGAUGUGACGAGCUUUAUAGAUCACAAACUCUACGAGAUUCAAGAGGCAGAUGUUUUUGUGACAGCCUUUAUUUUUACAGCACUUGGUAUCACUGGACCCUGUGUUCAUGCUUUAUCCAUAGUCAUACAAAAAGCAGACAUGGUGUUUUACUUAAAUAUUCAACAGCUGUUUCAAAAGUGUUUAGAAAGAAUUGUUGGGAAAUUCAAAGUUAUUCUAAGUCAGGUGUCUGUAGACUCAACCCUAGAAGAAACCUACAAAGAAUUCGGUGAUCUUUGUCGGCAAUGUAUUGAAAACAUAGGAUGUCUUAAAAAGUCACGCUUUCCUCAUAAGAUUGUGUUGUCCUCUACAUAUCUGUGCCCGGCCCAUCAUCUGGACAGGGAUUUCCUCAGCUGUUGUAUUAGUUCUCAUCUCACAACAUUUGGCCGGAGCUUGGUGAUAGGUGAAAAAGCAGAUCAUGUCAAUAUGAUGCUGAAAACCCUAAGUUUGUUUAAUUCACCAAAAGAGAGAUGUUGUUCAAGGCUAGUCCAGCAAAAUGAAUCACUUCAUUACCAUCAUGAUAUGUGGCUACAAGGCCAAGUUCAGACUUCAGACCACCUUGAUUUACCUGUGUCGGAGAUCCUGUACAGUGAGUACCCCUCCACCGUGAUAGACCUGUCUCAGAAGAUGGUCCGGGAAUCCCCCACCUACACAGAUCAUGUGACCUACUCCCACGAUCAGCGGUACAACGAACUCAUAGGUCUCCAUUAUGGAGAUACAGAGUCCAGUAUUCCUCAAGGUGAAUUGUUUUCCCUGCAUGAUAAAUCAGACACGCUGGUUACAGGACUUCUAGAUGAACUGGACAAGUUGCCGGCAGAGUGUGGGGUACGGGAGGCCUAUAUCCAGCAGUUUAACAGGAGUAUACAACACAAGGCUUUAUGUAUCAUCAAAUACAUCGAAGGAGAAACGAACUCCGGGACUCUUCCAUUCAAAGGCAAUUUUAAGAAACUCCAAAAAGAUUUAUGUAUCCUGACAGAUGGAGACUUUAAGAUUUAUUUAUCUGCUGCAGAGAGACUAAAGCCUGGUUUAUAUUGGUAUCUGUACUCUCCAAAAUAUUCACGGGAGCAACCCAUUCCUUCCUCCUCAGGCCGGCCAUUCGCUAGAUAGAUGUGGGAUAAUAUAAAUUUUAUUUGACAGUAAAUCCUUCAUCUUCACAUCAACCAUACAAUCGCUAGAUAAGCUAGGGAUUGGUUUUUUCAGAGUUUCAAGAUGUAUUUGGUGGAUAGAAUAAUCUUGCAGUAUUUAAUUUGCAAAACUGCUGUAAGAAAUGAGAUAUUGGUUUUAGAAAGGGAGUAACAACAGAUAUAAGCAAAUCUGUGAUUUAUUUAAACCAUUGAUUGUAGUUGAACAACAUUUUCUUCCAAAUAGGUCUUUUAGAAAUUCUUGUUACAGAUAAUAGUGUUGUGUAUUACAGCCUAGAACAUGUAUUCUUUAUGAGCAUGUGCAUCUUUUUUUUAUUUUGUAAUUUUUUGUUCAUUUUGGUUUUUUUUAAUUUGUUUGUCUACCUUUUUUUGAACUGGUACAUUCCAAUAUAAAUACAGGUACAUCUAUUAUGGUUUAAACAAUCAAGAAAUACACCAAGGAGAAAACACUUGAUAUUUAACCCUAAUGAAACUAUGCUUGUUAAGUUAUUUGUCAUUGAAGCUAAUUUAAGUGAAGUAAAAAAGGUAAAAAGAAAAACA
Saccostrea cuccullata (small rock oyster) is the source of this 2696-nucleotide messenger RNA. Its product is annotated as guanine nucleotide exchange factor C9orf72-like. The transcript is spliced from 10 exons. The record is from RefSeq and is a predicted model, not a curated record. Gene Ontology annotation, cellular component: autophagosome; endosome. Bases 664 to 2121 code for a protein of 485 amino acids. Gene Ontology annotation, molecular function: guanyl-nucleotide exchange factor activity. Gene Ontology annotation, biological process: endocytosis; autophagy. NCBI's taxonomy places the organism in Eukaryota, Metazoa, Mollusca, Bivalvia, Ostreida, Ostreidae.